AGUCCGCAGCAAUCGAGGAGUCACACUGAGUUCAAGGUCAGAAGUGCUUUACACAUGAAAUCUACUGUCUCUCUAGCUGAUUCUGCCGUGUCACCAUCUCAACAGAACUGGAUUUACAGUCAUGGAGGAACAUCAACAGCAUUUACACUGUGUGAACUGUGUCAGCCGUCGUUGUAUGACCAGACCAGAGCCUGGCAUUUCCUGUGAUUUGAUUGGCUGCCCGUUGGUUUGUGGAGCAGUUUUUCACUCAUGUAAAGCUGAGGAACAUCGCAUGUUAUGUCCACUUGAAAGAGUGCCUUGUUUGAAUAGUGGCUUUGGAUGUCCCUUCAUAGUAGCCCGAAAUAAAAUUGCUGAUCAUCUAGAAGUUUGUCCUGCAAGUGUGGUAUGUUGUACCAUGGAGUGGAAUAGAUGGCCAGUCAGUUACGCAGACCGAAAAUCUUACGAAAAUCUGAGUAAAGAUGUUGAUGAAGUGGAACAGCUAGAUAUGGCUUUAGCCCUUCAAGACCAGCGCAUGUUAUUAGAAUCACUUAAAGUAGCAACUAUGAUGUCAAAAGCAGGUGAUCAAAUACCGGAAUCCAGAGAGCAAACCUCUGUCAAAUCAAGUGCCCCAGAUACAGUGCAUUCAAAUGGUUUGAUGCCUGUAGAUGAAGAGUCCUAUGGUGCACUUUAUCAAGCUACUGUAGAAACAACAAGGAGUUUAGCGGCUGCUCUGGAUAUCCUGAACACUGCUACAAGGGACAUUAAUACGUUAAGUUCAAGGCUCUGCAUUUCACCACAUGAAAUGAAAGAAGAUACUGAGAUUAAAGAACAAGCUUCUAAUGGCAUUGUUCAGGAUAAAAAGUCUGACCAUGAAUAUCCAGAUGAAGAUAACAUAGGAGCAGUUGGGGGAAUUAACUUUGAUAGCCUGAGUCAAAAUUCACAAAUGGAGCAAAAUGGUUCUAGUGAUAUUUGUUAUGAUGUAGUGCAAAAACAUGACCUAAAGUUAAACCUCAAUAACUCCUCACUUUUGUGUAAUGGCUUUCAUGUAGAAAAUGAACGUUCAAAGGUGUUGGACCAGAAUGAAGAUCUUGGUGUAUCUAAUUCAAAACCAUCCAGUGUAGCAAAUGGUGAAUGUACUGCAUCUCACAAUGAUGAAGCAUUACAGUCUUGCAGCUCCUUCCCUGUAACAGCACAAUUUAAUGAAGUACUAUCAGCUGAUCACUUAGUUAAUGGCAAUGUUAAUCAUGUACUACUUCCCCAUAAUGCUAAUGAAGAAGAAAUGUUAGAGAGACAAGUGGAGCAAGAAAGAUUGAGAAACAUAGAUGCGUUUUCACUUUUACGGCAUCGAUCAUACAAAUUCCUUGUUAACCACUAUUGGUCUACACCAAAAGAAGACAAAGCUGUUGAUACAUCAGAUUUGGAGAUAACAGAAGAUCCUAUGGGUCUUCAGGGGAUUGAUCUAAUCACUGCAGCUCUGUUGUUUUGCCUAGGAGACUCUCCUGGAGGUAGGGGGAUAUCAGAAAGUCGCACUGUUGAUGUGUAUCACGUUGACUUUGGGACCCAAACAUUUUCUCUCCCAUCUGCUAUAUUGGCCACAAAUACAAUGGUGGGGGAAAUAGCUUCAGCUUCUGCAUGUGAUCAUGCCAACCCACAGCUCUCAAAUCCAAGUCCAUUCCAGACCCUUGGACUGGAUUUGGUAUUGGAAUAUGUGGCUAGAUACCAAACAAAACAGCGUUCAAUGUUUACAUUUGUUUGUGGACAGUUGUUUAGGAGGAAUGAAUUUUCAUCACAUUUUAAGAAUGUGCAUGGUGACAUUCAUGCUGGCCUUAAUGGCUGGAUGGAGCAGAGGUGUCCUUUGGCAUAUUAUGGGUGUACAUACUCUCAGCGAAGGUUUUGUCCUUCAACACAGGGGGCAAAAAUUAUUCAUGACCGCCACUUACGGUCAUUUGGAGUUCAGCCCUGUAUAUCCACAGUAUUAGUAGAACCAGCAAAAAGCUGCUUAAUUGGACUACACAAUGACCAUCUGAGUAGUCUACCUUUUGAGGUUCUGCAGCACAUUGCUAGUUUUCUAGAUGGCUUUAGUUUAUGUCAGCUUUCAAGAGUGUCACGUUUAAUGAGGGAUGUGUGUGGAAGCUUGCUUCAAGCACGUGGAAUGGUGAUACUGCUUUGGGAGAAGAGAAAGUACCCAGAUGGAAGUUGUUCUUGGCAGAUAAAGGAAAAGGUUUGGCGCUUCAGUACAGCCUUCUGUACUGUGAACGAGUGGAAGUUUGCUGACAUCGUAAGCAUGGCUGACCACUUGAAGAAAUGUAGCUAUAAUGCUGUAGAAAGAAGAGAGGAGGCUGUUCCGCUGCCAUGUAUGUGUGUAACGCGAGAACUCACUAAAGAAGGACGUUCACUGCGCUCUGUUUUGAAACCAGUACUUUAA
Messenger RNA from Pelecanus crispus (Dalmatian pelican), 2404 nucleotides. RefSeq names its product F-box protein 30 (gene FBXO30). Lineage: Eukaryota; Metazoa; Chordata; Aves; Pelecaniformes; Pelecanidae. The record is from RefSeq and is a predicted model, not a curated record. Gene Ontology annotation, molecular function: protein binding; zinc ion binding; ubiquitin protein ligase activity.